Didymodactylos carnosus is the source of this 915-nucleotide messenger RNA. NCBI's taxonomy places the organism in Eukaryota, Metazoa, Rotifera, Eurotatoria, Philodinida, Philodinidae. The record is from the annotation of a GenBank genome assembly.
AACAUUUAUUGGAAUUAUUAAUGUACAAGACUUUUUUCACUCUUGCUUUACGUAAGAUUCGUUUAUCAUCACACAUCACAUUAAUAUGUUUUCUUUAAUUUUCUUUUCAGGAAAGGGCCUCUUACAGAAGCUACAAUGGAAGGAAAAUUAAAAGAAAAAUUAGAAUCAUUGGGUCUGGCUUGUCUUUGCUUAGCAACUGGUUAUGAAACACCGUUUAGUCACUGGUGUAAGAAAUUCUUAUUUCUUGAAACUAUUAUUGAUUAUUUCAAUAAAUUAGCCUAUGCAUCGUUAAUAUUAAAAUUAGCAGUACGAAAAAAAUUGCAGAGAGAUUUAACUUUCUCAACGUCAAUAACAACACUAGUUCUACCAAUUGAUUCAACAAAAUGUAACACAAAUGAUCGAGUUUUGCUUGAAAAUGAAAGGCCAGAAAGUGGAUCUAACGUUUAUAAUGGGACCGAUCGAGAACGAGCUGAUAAAGUUUAUACAGUUGGAUGCUUUGAUUUGUUUCAUGAAGGUCAUCGUUUACUAUUGCAAAGAAUGCGUGAAUAUGGAAGAGAAGUAGUUGUUGGUGUACAUAAUAGUCGUAGUAUUUGGAAAUUAAAGAAUCGUGUACCGGUAGAUGGUACAGAAAAACGAAUGUUAAGUGUAAAAGAGUAUGCUGAUCAAGUAUAUUGUAUUAAUGGAACAGAUCCAUCAACAUUUCUUUCAUGUAUGGUACACCUGAAAGAAAAUGAAUCGGCACUGUAUGUUAGAGGUGAUGAUAUGAUUGAUUUUCCUGCACGACAGGUUAUAGAAGAAUUAAUGCCAAUACGCUUCCUGCCAUAUCUUCAGAGUGUUUCCAGUUCGCAGUUACGAAGAAAAUUCUAUUCACAUAUACCGGAUGAUGAUCUGAAUUAUUUAGAAAACAUUAAUUAA